AUGUCUCAACGUAUCAGCUUUAAGGUCGAGGGAGAAGUCCAGGGUGUCAACUUCAGAAGCUUCACCGUCAAGCAAGCAAAGUCUUUGGGCAUCACCGGCUACGUCCAAAAUGAAUCUAAUGGUAGCGUCACUGGUGAGGCUCAGGGUGACAGCAGCGCUCUCAAAGAAUUCCAACAACAUCUGAACAAGGGUCCUUCUGCUGCUAGUGUUUCGAAGCUCGAUGUCAACGACAUCAAGACCAAGGAAGGCGAGAGCGACUUCACCCAAUGA
Aureobasidium pullulans EXF-150 is the source of this 270-nucleotide messenger RNA. Its product is annotated as Acylphosphatase. The transcript has 4 exons. The coding region runs from base 1 to 270 and encodes 89 amino acids. Gene Ontology annotation, molecular function: acylphosphatase activity. The record is from RefSeq and is a predicted model, not a curated record. NCBI's taxonomy places the organism in Eukaryota, Fungi, Ascomycota, Dothideomycetes, Dothideales, Saccotheciaceae.